AUGAUGCAACUUCUGCAGCUUUUGUUGGGGCUUUGGGGACCAGGUGGCUACUUGUUCCUUUCAGGGGAUUGCAAGGAAGUGGUCACUCUCACUGUAAAAUACCAAGUGUUAGAGGAAGUGCCAUCUGGUACAGUGAUAGGGAAGCUGUCCAAGGAGCUGGGCUGGGAGGAGAGUCAUGGGCCGACGGGGGCUGCCUUCCAGGUCUUGCAGCUGCCUCAAGUGCUCCCUAUUCAGGUGAAUGCUAAGGACGGCUUGCUCAGCACAGUGAGGCGGCUGGACCGAGAGCUGCUCUGCCGGCAGCAGGAUCCCUGUGUGGUUUCCUUUGAUGUUCUUGCCGCAGGGGAUUUAGCGCUGAUCCACGUGGAGAUCCAGGUGCUGGACAUCAAUGAUCACCAACCACAGUUUCCCAAAGGCAGACAGGAGCUGGAAAUUUCUGAGAGUGCCGCUCUGCACACCCGGAUCCCCCUGGACAGGGCUGUUGACCCUGAUACUGGACCCAACACACUGUACUCGUACACCCUGUCUCCCAGCCAGCACUUUGAUCUGGUCAUCGUGGGGCCUGCUGAGACCAAAUAUGCUGAGCUUGUGGUGGUAAAGGAGCUAGACCGGGAAAGUCACUCAUUCUUUGAUCUGGUGUUAACUGCCUAUGACAAUGGGAAUCCCCCCAAGUCAGGCACCAGCUUGAUCAAGGUUAAUGUCCUGGACUCCAAUGACAAUAGCCCUGUGUUUGCUGAGAGCUCACUGGCACUAGAAAUCCAAGAAGACACCAUCCCUGGUACUCUCCUCAUAAACCUAACUGCCACGGACCCUGACCAAGGCCCCAACGGAGAGGUGGAGUUUUCCCUCAGCAAGCACAUGCCUCCAGAGGUGCUAGACACCUUCAGCAUCGAUGCUAAGACGGGCCAGGUCAUUCUGCGUCAACCACUAGACUAUGAGAAGAACCCUACCUAUGAGGUGGAUGUCCAGGCGAGAGAUUUGGGCCCUAAUCCCAUCCCAUCCCAUUGCAAAGUUCUCAUCAAGGUUUUGGACGUCAAUGACAAUGUCCCGAGCAUCCACAUCACAUGGGCCUCCCAGUCACCCCUGGUGUCAGAAGCUCUUCCAAAGGAUAGUUUCAUUGCUCUCGUAAUGGCAAAUGAUUUGGACUCAGGAAACAAUGGUCUGGUCCACUGUUGGCUAAACCAAGAGCUAGGCCACUUCAGGUUGAAAAGGACCAAUGACAAUACAUAUAUGCUACUGACCAAUGCCACCCUAGACAGAGAGCAAUGGCCCGAAUAUACUCUCACUCUGUUAGCCCAAGACCAAGGACCCCAGCCCUUAUUAGCCAAGAAACAGCUUAGCAUCCAAAUUAGCGAUGCCAAUGAUAACGCACCUGUAUUUGAGAAGACCAAGUAUGAGGUCUCCACUAGGGAAAAUAAUCUACCCUCUCUUCACCUUAUCACUGUCAAGGCUCACGAUGCAGACUUGGGCAUCAAUGGACAAAUCUCGUACCGUAUCCAGGACUCCCCAGUUUCUCACUUGGUAGCUAUUGAUGCACAUACAGGAGAAGUUACUGCUCAGAGGACACUGGACUACGAACAGAUGGCCAGCUUUGAGUUCCAUGUGAUUGCGGAGGAUAGGGGGCAGCCCCAACUUGCAUCCAGCGUCUCCAUGUGGGUCAACCUCCUAGAUGUCAAUGAUAAUGCCCCAGAAGUGGUUCAGCCUGUGCUCAGCAAUGGAAAAGCCAGCCUCUCAGUACUUGUAAAUGCCUCCACAGGCCACCUCCUAGUGCCCAUCGAGACUCCCAAUGGGUUGGAUCCAACAGGUGCUGGCACACUACCAUUGGCCAUCCCCCGGCCCCCGCCAUUCCUUUUGGCAACCAUUGUGGCAAGAGAUGCAGACUCAGGAGCCAAUGGAGAGCUUCUCUAUAGCAUUCAGAAGGGUAACAAAGCUUCCCUCUUUGUUCUCAGUCCCAAUCUGGGGCAGCUGUUCAUCAAUGUCACCAAUGCCAGCAGCCUUAUUGGGAGUGAGUGGGAGUUGGAAAUAAUGGUAGAGGAUCUUGGCAACCCCUCCUUACAGACCAAAGCCCGGUUGAAGGUCAUGUUUGUCACCAGCGUGGACCACCUGAGGGACAUGGCCCAUGAGCCUGGGGCCCUAAGCACAUCGGUGCUGACAGUAAUUUGUCUGCUUGUACUGAUGGCCAUCUUCGGAUUGGUCUUGGUUCUGGUCAUGUCUAUCUGCCGGACAGAGAAGAAGGACAAUCGGGCCUACAAUUGUCGGGAGGCUGAGUCCACCUACCGCCACCAGCCCAAGAGGCCCCAGAAACACAUUCAGAAGGCAGACAUCCAUCUUGUGCCCAUGCUCAGAAGCCAGGGAGAUGUGCCUUUUGAAGCUGGACAGCCCCACAAGGACACAAGCAAAGAAGCAAAUAUGAGCGAAGGCUGGGACCCCUGCCUGCAGGCCCCAUUUCACCUCACUCCAACCCUAUACAGGACCCUGCGUAACCAAAGUAACCUGGGAGCACUGGAUGAGAGCCAGGAGGUGCUGUCAGACACAGUUAACCUCCUUUUCAACUACCCCAGGCAGAGGAAUGCCUCUCGAGAAAACCUGAACCUUCUUGAGCCCCAGCCCACAGUGAGCCAGUCACGCUCAAGGCCCGUGAAGACUGCAGGCAGCCCUAUGUGGACACUGCCUGGAGACCAGGACAUCGGUGAGGCCCCACAGAGCCCAGCAGCCUCCUCUGCAACCCUGAGGCGGAAGCGGAAUCUCAAUGGCAAAGUGGCUCUUGAUAAGGAGUCAGGCCCCCGCCAGAUCCUGCGAAGCCUGGUCCGUCUGUCCGUGGCUGCCUUUGCAGAGCGUAACCCCAUGGAGGAGCUCACCGUGGACUCUCCUCCUGUUCAGCAAAUUUCCCAGCUGCUGUCCUUGCUGCAUCAGGGCCAAUUCCAGCCCAAACCAAACCACCGGGGAAAUAAGUAUUCGGCCAAGCCCACUGGCGGCAGGAGCGCAGUGCCAGAUACAGAUGGCCCAGGUGUCAGUGUUGGUGGCCAGGCAGACCUGGACCAGGAGGUAGGGCUCUUGGACCCUGAAGAAGACCUCUCUGUGAAGCAACUGCUGGAAGAAGAGUUGUCGAGCCUACUGGACCCCCACACAGGCCUGGACCUGGACUGGUUGAGCGCCCCCGACCCAGCCUGGAUGGCAAGGCUGUCUUUGCCCCUCACCACCAACUACCGUGACAAUGUGUGCUCCCCAGGCAGUGAGGCUUUGGAGGAGCCUCGGACCUUCCAGACGUUCGGGAAGGCGGCAGGGCCCGAGCUUAGCCCCACAGGCACGCGGCUGGCCAGCACCUUCGUCUCAGAGAUGAGCUCGCUGUUAGAGAUGCUACUGGCGCAGCGCUCCAACGUGGUGCCCAUGGAGGCCGCCUCUGAGGCACUGCGGAGGCUUUCUGUUUGCGGGAGGACCCUUAGUCUGGAUCUGGCCACUAGUGGGACCUCGGGCACUGAAACCCAAGGGGGUGUAGGUGGAAAGAAGGGCAGGACCGGCAGCAGCAGCAGCAGCAGCAGCAGGGGUCUGUAA
Messenger RNA from Chrysochloris asiatica (Cape golden mole), 3549 nucleotides. RefSeq names its product protocadherin 12 (gene PCDH12). Gene Ontology annotation, biological process: homophilic cell-cell adhesion. The transcript is spliced from 4 exons. Gene Ontology annotation, cellular component: plasma membrane. The coding region runs from base 1 to 3549 and encodes 1182 amino acids. Gene Ontology annotation, molecular function: calcium ion binding. NCBI's taxonomy places the organism in Eukaryota, Metazoa, Chordata, Mammalia, Afrosoricida, Chrysochloridae. The record is from RefSeq and is a predicted model, not a curated record.